Molecule: messenger RNA, 2395 nt
Organism: Arvicanthis niloticus (Nile rat)
Lineage: Eukaryota; Metazoa; Chordata; Mammalia; Rodentia; Muridae
Source: RefSeq, a predicted model, not a curated record
CCGCCAGGAACCCGGAUAAAGAAGUACACAGGUCCCUGUCACCGCUCGCAGCCGCUGCACUGCAGACAUGGCUCUGCCACCCUUUUUCGCCCAGAGCCGUCAGGGACCGCCGCCGCCGCAGCCGCCGCCUUCCGCUCCGUUCGGAUGUCCGCCCCCGCCGCUGCCCUCUCCGCCUUUCCCGCCGCCUCUUUCCCAGCGACCCGGGCCCUUCCCGGGGGCGUCCGCCCCCUUCCUCCAGCCUCCGCUGGCUCUGCAGCCCCGCGUGCCAGCCGAGGCCUCCCGCGGCGGCUUCUUCCCGGUGCCCCCGCCGCCGCCGCCGCAGUGCCGGCCCUUCCCGGGGCCCGACGCCGUCGAGCGUCCACGGCCGCCGCCUCCAGGCCCGGGGCCGCCCUGGAGCCCGCGCUGGGCCGAGGCGCCGCCGCCGCCCGACGUGCUCGGAGACGCGGCCCUGCAGCGCCUGCGGGAUCGGCAGUGGCUGGAGGCGGUGUUCGGGAACCCCCGGCGGCCGGGCGGCCUCCGGACCCCGCGAACACCCGCCGGGCCCAGCCUGGGCGAGGUACGCGCGCGGUUGCGUGCCGCUCUGCGUCUGGUGCGGCGGCUACGCAGCCUGGGGCAGUCCCUGCGCGAGGCCGAGGCCGACGGAGCGGCCUGGGCCGCCCUGCACGCUCAGGCGGCGCCACUGCAGGCGGAGCUAGCGGAGCGGCUGCAGCCGCUGACCCAGGCGGCCUAUGUGGGCGAGGCGCGACGGAGGCUGGAGAGGGUCCGGCGCCGCCGGCUGCGGCUUCGUGAGAGGGCCCGGGAACGUGAGGCUGAGCGGGAGGCGGAGGCCGCGCAGGCCACGGAACGGGAGCAGGAGAUUGACCGCUGGAGGGUGAAGUGCGUGCAGGAGGUGGAGGAAAAGAAGCGGGAACAGGAACUCAAAGCAGCUGCUGAUGGGGUCUUAGCUGAAGUAAGGAAAAAACAAUCAGACACCAAAAGAAUGGUGGACAUUCUGCGUGCUUUAGAGAAACUGAGGAAGCUGAGGAAAGAAGCUGCAGCCAGGAAAGGGGUCUGUCCUCCUGCAUCAGCAGAUGAGACUUUUGAGCACCAUCUUCAGCGGCUGAGAAAGCUCAUUAAAAAGCGCUCUGAACUGUACGAAGCUGAAGAGAGAGCCCUCCGAGUUAUGCUGGAAGGAGAACAGGAGGAAGAGAGGAGAAGAGAACUGGAAAAGAAGCAGAGAAAAGAGAAAGAGAAGCUUCUACUUCAGAAACGUGAAAUUGAGUCCAAGUUAUUCGGGGAUCCAGAUGGGUUCCCCCUCGCUCACCUCCUGCAGCCCUUCCGUCAGUAUUACCUCCAGGCCGAGCAGUCCUUGCCUGCGCUCAUUCAGAUCAGGCAUGACUGGGAUCAGUACCUGGUUCCGUCUGAUCAUCCUAAAGGCAGCUCCAUUCCCCAAGGAUGGGUCCUUCCUCCGCUCCCCAGCAAUGACAUCUGGGCAACUGCCGUUCAGCUGCACUAAGACGCUCCAGGAGUGUGGUCCAGCGGGCAAGCACCACAGCUCUACAUAUGGAGAUGCUGUUGUCUCACGCCGUAGUCUUCUGCACAACUUAAACUCUAUGCGGCAUUGUCCUGGCUGGAAAGCCUGCCUCCUUUGUUCUCUGCCCUGGGCCGGGUGCCUCUAGAGCCAGGAGAUUCAUGAGGUUCUUGUAGAUGAGCUGAGGCUGUUAGCGUGGGCUGUGUCCUUGGUUCACUCAAUCUGCCUCUGUUUUGAGGGGCUUGGUUCAGUGUGGCCUGCUCGUUUGCUGUGUUCGUUGUGUGUGGUGGGUAAGUUCAGGCAGCACUCUUGGUUACUUAGCAGCCACUCUUAUCUUCCCAGGAGCACUGGUCAGAGUCUGACCUACAGCUCUGUUGUUCCCAGUUAUGGUGCAGUGUAAGAGGCUGCUACCGAGGAUGAUGGGACAGCAGCUGCCAGGAUCACUGAUGGCUUAGAACGGUUGUCAUGUGGAAAGCUUAGAAAACUUGAAGAGUUAGCAGAGACAGGUUGGCUUGUGCUCUGACAGACAGCGCCUGUUUUCCUCAUGAAAGUGCCAGUGCAAACGUUCUGAGGGAUCUGGUUGUAUGGGACCUCCAAGAAUAGAAACUUAUUUCCCUGUGGGACCGUAAUCUCAGUCACAUGGUAGGGGUUGGUAGCUCAAGCUUCUAAAAACAUCCAUGUGGUAAAAGUUGGGAAAAGAGCAAAUGUGAAUGAAAAUAUAAAAAUUUUAUUUUUAUAUUCAUUAAUAAGUGCUGUUGUGCUUGGACAUGAUCAGUCAUGUGACAGAUCAGUCAUGUGACAUACUUUUUGUUUUGCUUUAUUCUGGGUUUUGUUAUUUAAUUUCCUAAAAGCUGAAUAAAUACCAUUUUUGCUUUUUUGUUUGAA